AUGAGCCUCAAGCGGACAGUGAGGCGGAUUACUGUCAUGUUGUUGUCUUUCUCCCACCUCCUCCUUCUUCUUCUUGUUGAGGAUAGAAGUGAAAGACGGGCUAAUGCACUUCGAAGGAAACGGGAUCUCCUCUGGGAUGACACGUACAAACCGCUCCAUGCUGACGAGACUCUGUCACGCAGUGUCUUGCACAACUAUACAGCCAGAGACUCCUCGUCAGAAUAUUGCAGCUGUCUCAAUGGCGGCUGGUGUCAGGACGAUGGCGUGUGUGAUUGUACCCAGUUCCAGGCGCUGGGAGACCGCUGUCAAAUUGUACCAAACCAGGGUCAAGACAGAGACGGGAUCUGCAGGUCCUGGGGUCAGCACCACUAUGAGACCUUUGAUGGGAUCUACUUUUACUUUCCUGGGACGUGUUCCUAUAUCCUGGCACAGGACUGCCACUCUGCAACGCCGCAGUAUACUGUGUGGGUGCACAACAGCCGAGUGUGUGACGACAGUGUGUAUACAUGUCCAAGAGCUCUUAGCCUGCUUUUCCCAAAUGAAGAAGAGAUCCACAUAUCCGGAUACUAUGUCCACCAGGGAGGACGCAGACUCAGCCUGCCUCACACUAUCGGUGGCGUUUUUAUUGAGCGGCUGGCCGAUUACAUCUUGGUGAAGAGUGUUUUUGGCUUCUCACUGGCCUGGGAUGGAGGCUCGGGGAUCUACCUGAAGAUGAGCGAGGAGCACCGGGGAUCCCCCUGUGGCUUGUGUGGAAAUUUCAACCACAUUGCGGGUGAUGACCUCACCACCGCCCGCGGCAUACGGACCGAUGAGCCCGCAGUGUUUGCUAACAGCUGGGCAGUCGACCUGCCUCACGAACGAGCCUGUCCCUCAGUGGACGUCGACUUCAGUGGCCCGUGUGACUCUGAAUCAGACAUAGACGAUGCCAUCGAGAAAUGCAGCGCUCUCCUUUUCUUCCCGUUUCUGUCCUGUCACGAGAAUAUUGAUCCCAAUCCAUUUGUGGCCAGCUGUGUGUCUGACCUCUGUGUAGCUGAUGAUGAGGAGACAUUUUGCAGGGCCUUGGUGGAGUACACCCGGGCCUGCUCUCAUGUGGGAUACCCAGUGAGGGAGUGGAGAGAUAGCUUUCCCUCUUGCAAUGAUGGCUGCGAAGAGAGCUUCGUGUAUAGAGACUGUAUCAGUUGCUGCCCUCCCACCUGCACCUUUGAAAAAGAGUGCCUCGGAACCAACCUGCAUUGCCUGGACGGCUGCUAUUGUCCUGAUGGGCUCAUUCUACAAAAUGGAACAUGCAUUGCUGUUUCUCAGUGCCCGUGCGUUUACCACGGUUCGUCGUACGUGCACGGACACGUGCUUAGACAAGGCUGCAAUACAUGUAUCUGCAUGGGAGGCGUAUGGAACUGCACCGAAAACAAUUGCACCGCCGAGUGUUCGGUGAUGGGCGACGUGUUUGUGACCACUUUCGACGGGAGGAUGUUUCUCCAACCGGGCGCAUGCCAGUACGUCCUGGCAAAGAGCCGCGGGAGCAGCAAAUUUACCGUCACGCUGCAAUACACGACCUGCACUGAGAAGCAGGUGUGUAUUCAGUCGGUGACGCUGGUACUGGAGGAGGACGUCGGUCGUCAGAUCACUCUGACCAGAGAAGGAGGAGUGAUGAUUGGCGUCAACUCGGCACCCGUCUUGCCUUAUAUCGAUGACGCAAUAGACGUGCGCAAGCUGACCUCGGUGUUCACCCAACUGAAGGCACGGGUGGGGUUGAGGCUGCAUUACGAUGGCCGAGGUGGGCGAGUCCAUCUGCUGCUAGACAGCCGCUGGCGUGGAUCGACGCUCGGACUCUGCGGGACCUUGAAUGGAAAUCUUCGAGAUGACUUCCUGUCUCCCGCUGGUAUGAUUGAGGGUACGCCACAGCUUCAUGCAAACGCUUGGAAGGUCUCUUCAGCUUGCGUUGCGCCGGUUAACCUGCCCAUUGUUGAUCCGUGCGAGGUGAACCUACAGAAUGUAUUUUAUGCUACCCAAUGUGAGGUGCUCCUGGGGAGUGUGUUCACCCCGUGUCACAGCUACAUUGGUCCAAACGUCUACCGGCAGCAAUGUCGCUACCAGGCCUGCCGCUGCGGGAGCACUUGUCUGUGCACGGUUCUGGCUCACUACGCCCUGCUCUGCUCCAAGCACGGCGUUGACAUUAAUUUCCGAGCGCACGUCUCUGAAUGCGGAGUGGUUUGUCUCGGAGGGAUGCUGUACCACUCUUGUGUGUCGUCCUGCGGGCGGUCCUGUCGAGCUGUGUCCAGCGUAGAGAUGUGUCACCCCGACGACUGCGCUGAGGGGUGUGGCUGUCCUGACGGCAGUUACUAUGACGACGUGCGUCAGCGAUGCGUGCGCCUGGCCCAGUGCCACUGCUACUCCAUGGCUGGUGUUUCUCAACCAGGCGAGGUCGUCUUCAGCGCCACUGGACCCUGCCUGUGCAGGAAUGGGAAGCUGGAGUGUGUGCCAGAGGAAAAAGAGCCAGACAGCCCAGAGAUCGGGCAGUGCCCCACGGGUAAAGUCUACCACAGUUGCGCCGAACAGAGAGGCGGCGCGGCCUGCGCACCGACGUGCCGCAACCUAAUGUUGAAUGUCACCUGCCCGCCCAACACGCCUUGCAUCCCGGGCUGCAUCUGCCCUCCUGGGCUAGUGCUGCACCGUGGGGAGUGUUACUAUCCCGAGAACUGCCCUUGUGUCUGGCUUGGCCUGGAGUACCUCCCUGGAGAAACUGUGGAAACGUCCUGUUAUAAAUGCGUGUGUCACCGUGGCUAUUUUAACUGUAGUUAUUCACCGUGUCCAGCUGUGUGUACCGUCCACAGCGAUAGACAUUACCACACCUUCGACGGCCUGGAGUACGACUACCACUCGGACUGUCAGGUCCACCUGCUCAAAAGUUCAGGAGAAACUGAAGUAUCCAUUGUUGCCCAAAAUAAGGACUGCUAUGAGAGUGGCAUUGUGUGCAUGAAAACACUGGUCAUACAUGUGGGACUUACCAAGAUCUACUUCACGGACAACUCUGGCAAUCCUAGCCCAUCCACUGUGGUGGGUCGAGAGUCGGUGUUCAAUCUGUGGAAAGCCGGCUUCUACACCGUGGUCCACUUCCCCGAUCAGGACUUGACCAUCCUCUGGGACCGUAAGACAACGGUGCACAUCAGAGCCGGGCCUCGGUGGAAGGGUCUUCUCAGCGGACUUUGUGGAAAUUUCGAUGGCGUGACUGUUAACGACAUGACCACGUCCAGCCACAUGGAGGUUAACAACGCGCAGAGCUUUGGCGAUAGCUGGGCGCUGGGACAGUGCCAAAGUGACUACGUUGUAGAGCGACCGUGCGAAGCUGACUUGGGGAGACAGCCGUACGCCAAGAGGGAAUGCGCGCUCCUCUACAGCGAGGUUUUUGCAUCAUGUCAUAAUGUGGUGGAUGUGUCCUGGUUCUACAGAAAUUGCCUAACUGACACUUGCAACUGCGACCGGGGGGGCGACUGCGAGUGUCUGUGCACAUCCAUCGCCGCCUAUGCCCACAAAUGUUGCCAGCACGGCAUCGCCAUACACUGGAGGUCGCCCUCUGUGUGUCCCCAGGAUUGUGAAUACUACAACCAAGCUCUUGGCGACGGCCCGUAUUCCUUAGUGAGCGCUGUCCACAAUAACACAAUGAUUGGAGUGAAUCGCACCAGUGGAUCAGUGUUUCCUUUGGUGAGAGACGCGUCAGGCCAUUCGCCCGCCCGGGGCCUCCUCUUCAACUUUAUGGUCACAGCAGGCCUGCACAGGAAUAGGACGUCACGCGUCCCUGUGGUGUCACUAGAGUCAGCGGAGAGACCCAAUUUCUUCAUUGUGGUGUCGGGGAAACGAUGUGUCCAGCUGGAGCGCUGGAGUCGAGGGGAAGAUUUCAGACGGCGGGCGACAUUCAUCCAGCAUCAGGGGCUGUUUCUCCCCGGUCACACCUCGUUUGAACUCGCCAACCAACCGGGGAUCUUUCUGACCCUGACACGCACCGCCGCUCGAGCUCUGAGAUAUGACACCUCUGGCGCUUUCAAAGCCAGCAGCAGCUUCAUACUCGAAGAGACUCAUUUUGUCAUCCCCUACCGGAUGAUGUGUGAGUGGCGCUAUCUAGCCUGCGCCAGCCCUUGCGUGCGCACUUGCACUGACCCAGAUGCUACACGCUGCAACUUUCUGCCUCUGGUUGAGGGCUGUUUCCCACGAUGUCCCAAGAACAUGGUCCUCGAUGAAGUCACGAGCAGAUGCGUCUACUUGGAGGAUUGCGUGACUCUUCCCCCGACUCCCACCCCCUUUGCGUUUGUGACACGGCCCGACGUAACGACAACAUCGCCACCGGCAACACUUUCAACAACGAGGCGUACGACAACCACAACGAGCACCACUCGGGUCCUCACAACAUCUUCAACCACCAUCAGGCCGUCCACCGUCGCCACUACUUUCAGUCCAUCUCCGCCAGGGAUCCCCAGCACUACAACCCCCCUCACACCAACUCAAACACCCUCAACUGCUCCCACAUCGCCCCUCAUUUCAACUCCUCCAGCUACUCCCACCGCUAGCGUUACGGCGCCAUCAACCUCGGUGACGCCACCUUCUGUCAUCUCCCCUGGAACUAGUGCCAUGACCACAUCUACUCCUCCUCAAACUCAGCCCACCGAGGCAACCUCCAUGCCAAGUGGCACCGAGCCAGUGACUGCAGAAGUAUCGACAAGUCAAGAUACCUUCCAGACAGAAGAGGAGGCGUUGACCACCUCUCCAUUCUUAAUGCCCACAACACCCUGUACUCCUCCAUACGUCCACCGUAUCAACGAGUGCGCGGAGCUCAUUUGUUUCAACGGGCAGCUGCUGCUUUACAACGCAUCCCUGCAUUGCCGCUCCAACACCACCCGACCUCGAUGCAGCCUGCUAGGCCUGCCUGUCCUCAUCAACACGGACCCCUGCUGCCCACAGUGGCGUUGCCCUUGUCGUUGCUCUGUGAUGUCUGACCUGCGCCUGAUCACGUUCGAUGGCAAUAAUGUGGCCUUGUAUGAUAACGGCUCCUACAUCCUGGUUAAGCUGCCGGGAGAAACCAUUAUUGGCACGGUAGAGAAAUGUCCAACCAGCCAGAGCGCCAACUCAAUCAGAAGACCUAGUCCAACAGGUGGAACAUCUGGUCUGUGUUUGAAGAAAUUAAAUAUCACAACCUCUACUGACCGUAUUAUUCUCAAUCGACUGGAUCGAAAGGUGACCGUGAACUACAGGCCCACCAGGCUGCCAUUUUCACUCCACUCUCUUCACGUGGAAGACACUGGCACUAUGUAUCUUAUCAAAACACCUGGCCACAUCAGCAUUCAGUGGUAUCACAGCACAGGGAUCAUAGUGAUGCAGUACACCAUCCCAAACGCAGCAUCUGUCCCAACUCGAGGUCUUUGCGGUUGCUGCGACGGCAACCCGGAGAAUGACCUGAAGUUGCCCAAUGGCACGGUGGUGAGAGAGGUGGGAGACAUGAUGCUCCUCCUGCAGGCUUGGAGGCUCCCCGUGCCCGACGAAAGCGAGCACACUCGCAGGGUCGGCGACAACUGCACCAUCGGGGACUGCUCCAGCUGUCUCUCCAUGCUCCAUCAGAGAGCAUUUACACCGUGCCAUAACAAGGUGCCCCCGGAUCACUUCUGUGACAUCAUGUGGGCGGGCGACCUGCACUACAAGGACCACCAGUGUGACUUCCUGGCGGCGUACGUGGCUGUCUGCUACACACACCAAGUGUGUGUCAGCUGGAGACGACACCAUUUCUGCCCUCUGCGGUGCCCACCCGGUAAGGAGUACCGUCCUUGCGUGAACACCUGCGCCAGCAUCACCUGUCUGAACAAGGACUACUACGAAGAGACAGCUUGCCCCUUUGUCCGGGAGGAGUGUGUUUGCCGGAGCGGGACCCUCUUGCAUCGAGCCGAUUCCCCGCACUGCGUGACUGAGGAUCGCUGCGCAUGCACUGACAACGAAGGCAGGCCCCGGGCCCCGGGCGAGGUUUGGAACGGCUCCGCUCAAGGCUGCUGCCUGUACAAGUGCAUGGAGAACGGCUCCGUGCUGGCCGUGGAGCCCGACUGUGGCUUUGUCCCAACGCCAAUGUGCGAGAGGCAGGGAGAGUACGUGCUGGAUGUGCUGGAGGAAGGCGCCUGCUGUCCCAAGAAGAUCUGCGAUUGCAACAUGACCAUGUGUGACAACGAAGCGCCGGCUUGUGUCGACGGCGACCGACUGGUGAUCGGUUACAGCGCCCUCUCCUGUUGCCCGGAGUACAGAUGCGAGUGUGACCCUGCAGCGUGUUCACCCGCCCUUUCCCCUGACUGUAGGGAAGAUCAGUUUUCAGUGGAGAUACGAGAGGAGAAACUAUGCUGCUAUUCUUUCCUCUGUGUGUGUAACCCAUGCUUGGAACCUGCGCCAGCCUGCUCGCAUGGAGAAAUCCUGGCUGUGGAUCUGAACACCACCCACAGCUGCUGUCCACAAUACCUUUGUGUGUGUGAUGUGAACAAGUGCCCCAAAUUAUCCACGAGCUGUGCACCGAGUCUUACUUUGGUCGAAACUACUCCUCCAGGCUAUUGCUGUCCGCAGCAACGCUGUGAAUGUCAAUGUGAGGACAGUGCUCUCCAAGUGUGCCAGCUUGGGGAGGUUCUAUUCGAGGUCCCGGAUCUUAGCAGCGGCGACUGUAGCUGUCCUCGACACACGUGCCAGAAAGCGGAAGUGUGUCUUUUCCAAGGGGUGACAGUGCUGGGACCCGGCCAGUCCCUUGUUCAAUACUUUGAGGCCUUGUGCUACACUGUCCAUUGCCUGCACCGCAGAGAUCCAAACACGGGCUUCUACGCCAUGGAAAUCACGUCGGUCAAUUGCUCCCAACAAUGUGAACCGAACCAAGUAUACGCAUCUUCCACCGACCCCCAAGUGUGCUGCGGCUCCUGUAAAAACGUCUCCUGCUUGUUCACCAAUGAAAAUGGAACGACAGAGAUUUUUGCCGCGGGGAGCUCCUGGGUAGAGAACUGCACUCGUUACGACUGCUUGGAAACGGCGGUGGGAACCGUGGCGCUGGCCUCCAGCGUGGUUUGCCCACCUUUCAAUGACACAGAGUGCAUUCAGAGUGGCGGUGUGGUACAGAGCUAUGUGGACGGCUGCUGCAGGACAUGUGCUGGAGCGGGUAUUUUACCCCUUACCUUUAAUCCCGUAACCCCCACUGGUAGUACUAACUGUGACACAGGCAAAGAGGAUGGAAAGACAUGCAAGCGAGUGGCCAUCCGGACCACCAUACGUAAAGAUGACUGCAGGAGCAACACACCUGUGACGGUCUUCUCCUGUGACGGCAAAUGCCCGUCGGCCACCAUCUUCAACUUCAACAUCAACACUCACGCCAGGUUCUGCAAGUGCUGCCGCGAGAACGGACUGCAAUCCCGCUCGGUGGCGCUUUACUGCACACGUAACGCCACCAGUGUGGAGUACCGCUUUCAAGAGCCCCUGGACUGUACCUGUCAGUGGAACUGAAUGAAAGGCUCUGAGAUUUGUGAUGCGUCUAUGAUGUAAUACAUGGAAGGUACCGUUUUUAACUUUUGUACAGCGCUUAAAGAUGAAGGUGGCACAAGGUCAUUUUUAAAUUUAAGUUUUAAGACAUAACAUUUUUUUUUAAGACAUGUCAAACAUUUUUUGGGGGUUAUUUUGGGGUAUAAAUCAUGGAAACCUAUUUUGUAGAGCGUUCAGUUGGCCUGGCGCGAUUUGCUUAUAUAACCCUCAUGUCAGUUGAGCACAUUUGCUUAUUUAAUAAUAUGCCCCAAAAAUAGUAUAGACCAUGUUGACGAUUUACUUCACAUUGGCAGAUAUUCUAUAUACACCGAUGACCCAACCAUGGCACUUUUUUCAAAUGUGCCACUUGAUAGCAAAACAUCAUUUGAACUAUGCAGGAUAAAUCUAACAUAAAAGCCUCAUUUGUUACAUUUUGCUGCAUAUUUUUGAAGACCUUAAGUCUUUUUUGGGCAAAGAAACUGAUUCACCAUGUGUAAGAGGUUAUUUCCUUUGUGAGAGUCACUUUUCCACCCCCUAACUUCUCAUUAAGCUCGCUUCUCUGCGGGGCUUCGACAGUUUAGUACACCACACACCAUAAGAGCUUGUCAAUGUUUGUGUAGUGUCUGAAACGAUUAAAAAAACAUUCAUGGUGCAAAGGUUUUGAAAGGAUUUCUCUCAUGUUUUUAUAUCACAAAAAUCUGGCAUUUGAACAGAGGUGUGUUGACUUUUUAU
Molecule: messenger RNA, 8247 nt
Organism: Syngnathus acus (greater pipefish)
Lineage: Eukaryota; Metazoa; Chordata; Actinopteri; Syngnathiformes; Syngnathidae
Gene: otogl
Product: otogelin-like
Exons: 58
Coding region: 1-7500 (2499 amino acids)
Biological process (GO): L-arabinose metabolic process
Cellular component (GO): extracellular matrix
Molecular function (GO): alpha-L-arabinofuranosidase activity; protein binding
Source: RefSeq, a predicted model, not a curated record